Molecule: messenger RNA, 552 nt
Organism: Solanum stenotomum
Lineage: Eukaryota; Viridiplantae; Streptophyta; Magnoliopsida; Solanales; Solanaceae
Exons: 3
Coding region: 144-440 (98 amino acids)
Source: RefSeq, a predicted model, not a curated record
UUUUUCCGAUUACGAUAAACGAUACAAUACACAUAUAAGCCCCUCAAUUCUUACAAAAUUUCUCUAUUCACUCACAGACUUUCUUAUCUCCAAAAAUCCAACUUUUUUUAACAAUUUUUUUGUUUUUCUUCAUUUUCUGCAUAAUGGAUGAUCGCAAGGAGAAGACUGCACCAUGGCUAUCAGUGCCACAAUUUGGAGACUGGGAUCAAAAGGGUGUGAUGCCAGACUACUCUAUGGAUUUCUCAAAGAUAAGAGAGAAUAGGAAACAGAACAAAUCAAGAGCCAGUCUUGGAAAUGAAGAAGAACUUAUUUCCACAGCUAAUAGCAAGUCAAAUACGGUUCACUCAGCCCGCAGUGAUGAUCUCCAAUUCCAUCAAACCCACCCAUCAACAACAAGAAGAAGCAUUUUCAGCUACUUCAACUGCUGUGUGAAAGCUUGAAGUUGAUUGGGAUUGAUUUUACAUAUUUUUCUAACUUUUCUGUAAUGAUAAUGUUUCAAGGUGACUUUAUGGUAACUCUUCUAAGAAAUAGCAACUUAUUCUGGCUUUUGAA